Messenger RNA from Molossus molossus (Pallas's mastiff bat), 1209 nucleotides. RefSeq names its product N-acetylglucosamine kinase (gene NAGK). The transcript is spliced from 10 exons. The record is from RefSeq and is a predicted model, not a curated record. The coding region runs from base 41 to 1075 and encodes 344 amino acids. Lineage: Eukaryota; Metazoa; Chordata; Mammalia; Chiroptera; Molossidae. Gene Ontology annotation, molecular function: N-acetylglucosamine kinase activity.
GGAAGCAGACGGCGGGAUCAGCGGCAGCGGUAACAUCAGCAUGGCCGCGCUCUACGGGGGUGUAGAGGGGGGAGGAACACGGUCCAAGGUCCUUUUACUCUCAGAGGACGGGCAGAUCCUGGCAGAAGCGGAUGGACUCAGCACAAACCACUGGCUGAUCGGCACAGACAAGUGUGUGGAGAGGAUCAACGAGAUGGUGAACAGGGCCAAACGGAAAGCAGGGGUCGAUCCUUUGGUACCUCUGCGAAGCUUGGGCCUAUCCCUGAGCGGUGGAGAGCAGGAGGAUGCGGUGAGGAUCCUGAUGGAGGAGCUGAGGGACCGAUUUCCCUACCUGAGUGAAAGCUACUUAAUCACCACUGAUGCCGCUGGCUCCAUCGCCACAGCUACGCCGGAUGGUGGGAUCGUGCUCAUCUCUGGGACCGGCUCCAACUGCAGGCUCAUCAACCCCGAUGGCUCUGAGAGUGGCUGCGGUGGCUGGGGCCACAUGAUGGGAGAUGAGGGCUCAGCCUACUGGAUUGCACACCAAGCAGUGAAAAUAGUGUUUGACUCCAUCGACAACCUAGAGGCAGCUCCUCAUGACAUUGGCUACGUCAAACAGGCCAUGUUCAACUAUUUCCAGGUGCCAGAUCGGCUAGGAAUCCUCGUACACCUGUAUAGGGACUUUGAUAAAUGCAGGUUUGCUGGGUUUUGCCGGAAAAUUGCAGAAGGCGCUCAGCAGGGAGAUCCUCUUUCCCGGUACAUCUUCAGGAAGGCUGGGGAGAUGCUGGGCAGACACGUUGUGGCAGUGUUGCCUGAGAUUGACCCGGUCUUGUUCAAAGGGGAGAUUGGCCUCCCUAUCCUGUGUGUGGGCUCUGUGUGGAAGAGCUGGGAGCUGCUGAAGGAAGGUUUCCUUUUGGCGCUGACCCAGGGCAGAGAGAUCCAGGCUCAGAAUUCUUUCUCCAGCUUCACCCUGAUGAAGCUGAAUCACUCCUCCGCCCUGGGCGGGGCCAGCCUAGGGGCCAGGCACAUCGGGCACCUCCUCCCCAUGGACUACAGUGUCAAUGCCGUUGCCUUCUACUCUUAUACCUUCUCCUAGGGGGCAGGCCCAGGCUCCACCUGCACCCCCAUGGCCAGUGGACUUUGGGUGCUGGAAGGGAGGGGGCUUUUUUCCUUUUUUAAAAAAAAAAGAAAAACACAUAUAGAAAAUAAAUGCACUUUACCCACUCUCCA